Myiozetetes cayanensis is the source of this 3049-nucleotide messenger RNA. RefSeq names its product prolactin releasing hormone receptor (gene PRLHR). The transcript has 3 exons. Gene Ontology annotation, molecular function: neuropeptide Y receptor activity; neuropeptide binding. Lineage: Eukaryota; Metazoa; Chordata; Aves; Passeriformes; Tyrannidae. The record is from RefSeq and is a predicted model, not a curated record. Gene Ontology annotation, biological process: G protein-coupled receptor signaling pathway. Gene Ontology annotation, cellular component: neuron projection; plasma membrane. Bases 784 to 1815 code for a protein of 343 amino acids.
AAUAAAAUAAGUUCCUUUGUGCUACAUGCUAAAUGCACAUUUCUAAGCCUAACUGCAUUCACCAGGUAUAUAGCUGAGACCCUCUAGUGGCAUAAGCAUUUAUUUGCCUUCAGCAUAUUAUUAAAAUUCUCUUUCACAGUCACACUAUAGCAGCAAAUUCACAGGUAGAUUUUUGGGCACUCUGGCAGCUGUGGCAAAGUGAAUCUGGGAUUAGAUACUGUGCAGGCUCACGUUAAUGAAUAUAAAUUGAUUUUUAGCUGUGAGGGGCAAUUACAGAUGCACUGGAGGGAGAAGGGAAUUUUUGAAAGGAUAUUCUAGAACUAAUUACUAUCAGCAAGAACCACGCAGAGAGCAACGCAAUACCCAGGGCAGCCAAUAGGGAUCAAAGCUUCUGCACAAAUCUGUCCUGACCUGGUAGUAAGACUGUUUAAAAACACUGCUCUGCACUUAGCUUGUAAAUGCGCAUCUCCCUCUUUCUCACUCGUGUAUUCUCUCUCUCACACACACACACACGCUCCUGGAUUUGCAGCACACAGACAUCUAGGGCACUUCUUGGCAUCCACAGGAAAACCAUAUGGGAUUAAAACUCCACAGCAGAAUUGCUGAAAGCUGCCUCUCGAGGAUUACAACUUCACCUUUUGCUUUCACGGAUGCUUGUUUACUAUCCAUGUGGUAACCUCUGGACAGCCAGUAAUCCAUUCAUUAUCCCCUGACUGAGAGAGGGAGCAGUGCAGCGGUAACUACUUCACUCAGCUGACGGCAGACAACAAAAGGAGGAAAACGAUGAAUUCGGACAAUUUAACCUCCCAAAGCUUCCUCUCUGCGAUUCACAGCAACGCCAGCAAUUUAUUCUCAGGUCUCCAGUUUGUUCAGUCCUUCAAGCCGCUAAUCAUCCCCUGCUACUCCCUGGUGGUUUUUAUCGGUGUCAUCGGGAAUUACCUUCUCAUUUACGUUAUCUGCAAGACAAAAAAAAUGCACAACGUCACCAACUUCCUCGUGGGCAACCUGGCUUUCUCAGACAUGCUGAUGUGUGCCACCUGCGUGCCCCUGACCCUGGCGUACGCCUUCGAGCCGCGGGGGUGGGUGUACGGGCGCUUCAUGUGCUACUUUGUGUUCCUGAUGCAGCCCGUGACGGUGUUCGUGUCGGUGUUCACCCUGACCGUCAUAGCUGUGGACAGGUACUGUGCCACGGUGUACCCCUUCCGCAGGAGGCUCACCAUCCCCCUCUGUGCUUACAUCCUGGCUGCCAUCUGGCUGCUGAGCUGCACCUUGGCUGCCCCGGCCCUGGUCCACACUUACCACGCGGAGUUCCCGGAGCUGGACUUCUCCAUCUGCGAGGAGUUUUGGUUCCACAUGAAAAGAGACCGCUUGGCUUACGCCUACAGCACUCUCAUCAUCACCUACGUCUUGCCCCUGGCUGUCAUCUCCCUGUCCUACCUGAGGAUCUCGGUCAAGCUGAAGAACCGAGUGGUGCCAGGCAACGUCACCCAGGGCCAGGCUGAGUGGGACCGCGCACGGAGGAGAAAGACUUUUCGCUUGCUGGUCUUGGUGGUGGCAGCCUUUGGAGUCUGCUGGCUGCCUCUGCACAUCUUCAACGUGAUCAAGGACAUAGACAUCAGCUUGAUUGACAAGCAGUACUUCAACUUUAUCCAGUUGCUGUGCCACUGGUUUGCGAUGAUGUCUGCUUGUACCAACGCCUUCCUCUAUGCCUGGCUCCACGACAGCUUCAGGGGAGAGCUGAAGAAAAUGUUUGCCUGGAGAAAGAAGAAAAUUGGACCCACUACAAACUGCAUUAUGGCCAGUGUGGUGCUGUAAACGAGACCUGGUGGGAGUGCAUUUCCUUUGUACAGUAACGUUGACUCUUUUGAAGACCAUAGAGGGUAGGACACCAAGAGAGCACUGGAACAACACUGCAAAAAGCAGCUUCAAAUAACAAAUAAAUCCUGACUUUCAGAGGGUUUUCUUUUGUGGAAUUAUGUUAAUCUGGCAGUUUGUAAAGCUUAAUUAAUACUCGAGGUGGCCCAUAAUGUGCACAACCUCCUGCACUAAAUACAGACAGUGCUGUAAUCCAGAGUGAUCCAAAGGCCAGUGGAGCAACUGGGAAGACUUUCUUAACCACAGCAGGCCUGGGAUCAUUUCCUUCUUGCACAUCUUACACAUUGUUUUUACUCUCAUUUGCCAGCACUGCAGUUUGAGUUAUUAAUGUUCUCUUGAAUGUUAAUGGCUGAAGAUGGUGACUGCAGAGAGCUGCCUGAAGCAAACAAGGGAUUUGUGUCUCUGUUUUGUUUCCUUGAGACAGAAAUGGAGGACUCUCCAGUGCACACAUUGUUCCCACAGUGACAGAUGCAUUGGGAACAUCUCUUUUCCAGCAGCCUCUGGAGCUGCUGUUAGAGCAGAGCCAGGGUCUGCCAUCUCACAGAGGUCCUCAGGAGUGCCCAGCACAGCAGGCACCCUCCUCUGAGUGCUGGUUUAACCUGUCCAUGCCUUCAGUCUGUCAGGAUGUGCUCUUGCAGCAGAGGGCUCAGAGCCUGCCCCUCGCUUCAGGCAGCUCUCACGAGUAGGUUUUGCAGGUGCACCCUGGAAUGAUCUGCAUCCUCCAGCCACAGACUCCUGCAGCUCCUUCUCUGUCUCUGCAGCCCCCUUGCUCCACCUCUGCUCCUGCACUGCCAUUUUUCCAGGCUUUCCCUGCAUGGUGCACAGAGGAAUUCCAGCCACGGGCUGGGGGUUCUGUAGGCACAGCCACCUUCGCUCAGUCCCUCCUCUGAAUCGAGCCCCAGGACUCCCUGCUCAAUUUAAUUACUGUUUCCUCUGGUAUACAGAGUAAUAAACAAUAAUAAGAUUGAGAGGCACGUUGAUGCACUUCUUUAAUCCAGUUAUGCAAAUAAUUCUAUUAAAAGCUGUCAUGAGAAACUUGUUUGCUAAUCUCCACCCCUCUCCAGGGAGCUGCUGUGGUUCUCUGAGGGACCAGGGCUCAUCACUAAGGUAUUUUUGGUGGUGUAUUUUUUAAUUACAAUUUAAGAAGUUAUUGCAUGCUUUGAUUUUAUAAAGU